Messenger RNA from Gastrolobium bilobum, 645 nucleotides. Its product is annotated as nicotinate N-methyltransferase 1-like. Lineage: Eukaryota; Viridiplantae; Streptophyta; Magnoliopsida; Fabales; Fabaceae. Gene Ontology annotation, molecular function: O-methyltransferase activity; S-adenosylmethionine-dependent methyltransferase activity. The transcript is spliced from 2 exons. The record is from RefSeq and is a predicted model, not a curated record. The coding region runs from base 27 to 368 and encodes 113 amino acids. Gene Ontology annotation, biological process: methylation.
UAGGUGUAACACAUGUGGGUGGUGACAUGUUCAAAUAUAUUCCCCAAGGUGAUGCUAUCUUCAUGAAGUGGGUGCUAACAACAUGGACAGAUGAGGAAUGCAAGCAAAUAAUGCAGAACUGUUACAAGGCACUACCUCAGGGAGGCAAACUAAUUGCUUGUGAGCCAGUGUUGCCAGAGCAUUCUGAUGACAGUCACAGAACAAGGGCAUUGCUUGAAGGUGACAUAUUUGUGAUGACAAUCUACAGAGCCAAGGGAAAGCACAGAACUGAAGAACAGUUCAAGAAACUAGGCAUUUCUUCAGGUUUCCCUCGUUUCAGAGCCUUUCAUGUCGACCAUUUCUACACUGUGCUUGAGUUUCAGAAAUGAAGACAAUUGCUCUGCUCUGUUUCCAGAGUUUUAUACACUUUUAAUUAUGUUGUUGUUGAUGGUAAUGUGAUAAUAUUUUUAAAGUCUACAUAAACCAUGAUAUUUGAACAUCAUUAUUUAUAUAUAGAUGGUGGGUGUAUGUGUGUGGCCUUGUGCAAGUUCAAAAACAGCUUCCAAUUGAACAUCAUUAUUACGUGCAGUCGAACAAACUUUUGAGAUAUUCUUGUAACAAUAGAAUGCUCAACUCAGAGCAGUUACAACCGCGAAGGAAACAUGU